Nezara viridula (southern green stink bug) is the source of this 326-nucleotide messenger RNA. NCBI's taxonomy places the organism in Eukaryota, Metazoa, Arthropoda, Insecta, Hemiptera, Pentatomidae. The record is from the annotation of a GenBank genome assembly.
UAGCGAGGGUCGGAAUAAUUGUUGUUUAGCAUCUUGAGGGCUCCCCUCCCAGCGGGGUGGUGAUUAAGGGGGGAAUUAAAAAAAAGUCAAUACUCCGAACAGCGAUGGUGGCUGGGGUGCGCCGAUCUGGCAGAGGGUGGUGGGUGUCGGUUCUACCUGCCACAGCUGCGGCGAUCACGAAGUCCGUCCUGGGCUACAUUCGGUUAGACCUGGAUGCGCUGAGGACCAUUAGUAAGCCCGACGUGCGGGCAGCCACAACUCCAGCGAAGGACCGGGCAGAAGAAAACUCGACCAAGAGGAAAACGCCCUGGGCAUUCCAGAGCUGA